Molecule: messenger RNA, 1128 nt
Organism: Didymodactylos carnosus
Lineage: Eukaryota; Metazoa; Rotifera; Eurotatoria; Philodinida; Philodinidae
Source: the annotation of a GenBank genome assembly
AUGAAUUUUCGUGUACGGGAUGCUACUGUGAAUGUUUAUUCAACUAGGCGAUUACUGAAUGCUUUAUUAGUAACAGAUCAAUCCGUUCUGCCAGCAGGUUCGCAGUGUCAACUAUCAACAUGUAGUUCCAAACCUUCGAAAUGUUCGGCAAAUUUCGACUGUGAAUGUUUAGCAUUGACAAAUGGUGGUGGUAGUGGAAUGUGUGCAAAUCCGAUUAUUUCCUGUUCAAAUUUAGCUCCAUGUCAGAAUAAUCACACCUGUUCAGUAUUAGGCACAGUUUGUGUUAAUAGCACAAAAUGUCAACAAAACGUUUGUUAUCCCGUAGCUUUAGCUAUACCACAAAUGUGCCCGCCAAUAAUCUAUGACAAUAUUGAACGCGCUUCGGCUAUAGAUUAUUUCUGGUUAGAUGCCUCAGUUAGAUCUGAUUUAGAUCUUUAUACAUUUAACAGUUCGGGAUGGGUGGGUAGUUCCAACUAUGUUACAUCAUGGACUGAUAAAGUCAAAAAUAUUUCAAUGUCAACAAGAACGUAUAGUACUCCGCCUGGUUUAUAUGUCCCAGGUGUUAGUCCAUCAGUUAGAUUUUAUCGUGGUGGUACCACUAGGAAUACAGGUUUAGAUGUAGGAUCUUUGGUAGGUGGGGGCGACCAAACGUCAAAACUGAGAAAUUAUACUAUCGUUAUUGUGGCUAAAGUUAAUGCACAUAGUAGAAUAUUUUCAGCUGGUAAUGGUCCUUAUAGUAAUGUUACAAUGUGUUUCGAAAUUAAUCCAAUUACUGGAUUGUUAAGUUUAGAAGAUUAUUAUGCAGGAAAUUCCAUUAAUACAACAGCUUCAAUUAUAAUAAGUGAAGCUGAAAAUACUAAAAAUGCAGCCGUAUAUAGUGUGGUUGUUAGCAAUAGUUCAACGUCAUUUUAUUACAAUAUGGUUAAUAAAUCCUCAGUACCGUUCACUUCAAAUAAAGGCUUUUUUGGUCAUUUCAAUGGGUUUGCGUUAGGUUCUGUUUGGGGUUGGGUUGGUCGUGGAUAUAAUGAUGAUUUUAAUUUGUAUGAAAUUAGAGUGUAUAAAGAAGCUCUGAAACAGAGUCAAAUAUCUUCUUUAGUUACAGCAUUACGUGCAAAGUGGAAUAUCUAA